AUGAUUGCAAAAUUUAGAGAUGGUGGAUUGAAAGAAAACCUUUGGUUUGCAGCCAUAAGAACAACACAUGCUGAGUUUGAGAAUGCAAUGUCAGAAAUCCAAAGAAUCCAUCUUGAAGCUUAUGAUUAUUUGAGAAAAAUUCCAGCCCAAUCUAGGUCUAGAGCUCACUUUUCAGGGAGAGCAAAAUGUGACAUCCUUUUGAACAAUAUUUGUGAAUCAUUCAAUAGUAAACUAGUUAAGGGAAGAGACAAACCAAUCAUCACUUCUUUAGAGUUCAUUAGGGAGUAUCUAAUGAAGAUGAUUGUUAAAGUGCAAGAAGUUAUUGACACAUGUAAGGGUCCACUCACUCCAACAGCCACAGAAAUUCUUGAAACAAAUAAGAAGGAUGCAGAAAAGUUUAAUGUUAUAUGGAAUGGGGAAAACAGAUUCCAGGUUAAUGGGCCAUGGAAUGAACAAGUUGUGGUUGAUAUGCAAAAUAGAGAAUGUUCUUGCAGGAAGUGGCAGUUAACAGGAAUACCUUGCAAACAUGUUGUUGUUGUUCUUUGGAAGAUGGAUAAGUUUGGUUAUGAUGUAGGUGAGGUUGAAGACUGGGUGCAUACUGCAUAUACUUUGCAAACAUGGCAGCAAGUGUAUUCAAACAAGGUUGAACCAAUUGUUGGUGCAACUUACUGGGAAAAAAGUAAUAAUCCAAUGAAGAUUCUACCUCCUAAACACCACACACAAGUUGGGAUGCCAAAAAAGAAAAGAAAGAGAAGCCAAUAUGAGAAUGAACCAAUUGUGAGAGGUAACAAACUGUCAAAGAAAGGGGGAACUAUUACUUGUGGAAAUUGCAAGAACAAGGGUCACAACUCCAAGACAUGCAACGGACAAUCAAGCCAGCCAACUGAAAACAGGCCAAGAAAGAAGCCAGCCAAGUCCAAGUCAGCCACUCAACCUUCUGCAAGCCAAGCAAGUCAAUCUGCUGCUCAAACACCUACUGCCAGCCAUCCAGGUCAAUCAAGCCAAACAAGUCAAGCUACAACUGUACUGAAGCCUGUUUCCAGUCCACGUGGAGUUCAAUGGGUUGCACCAAAGGGAUUUGCAGGGCCAAGGUCUAGAACAUGA
Molecule: messenger RNA, 1104 nt
Organism: Erigeron canadensis
Lineage: Eukaryota; Viridiplantae; Streptophyta; Magnoliopsida; Asterales; Asteraceae
Exons: 3
Coding region: 1-1104 (367 amino acids)
Molecular function (GO): zinc ion binding
Source: RefSeq, a predicted model, not a curated record